This is a messenger RNA of Bombus huntii, 1080 nucleotides long. RefSeq names its product protein lethal(2)essential for life-like. Gene Ontology annotation, molecular function: protein folding chaperone. The record is from RefSeq and is a predicted model, not a curated record. Gene Ontology annotation, biological process: response to heat; protein refolding. The transcript has a single exon. Lineage: Eukaryota; Metazoa; Arthropoda; Insecta; Hymenoptera; Apidae. Bases 153 to 734 code for a protein of 193 amino acids.
ACAGCCAGUGGGCGACGCCUUUGUCAGUGUUUCGUUAGCAAUUGAGCAGUGAAGAUCGCGAGCUUGAGCGAAUUUAACGAAAUUUCAUAAAACAAGAGUAUCCUGUUACAUAUCUUAGUACAUUACCACUAAUCAAGCUAAAUCAUCGCAAAAUGUCUUUGGCACCAUUGCUGUUUUCUGACUGGUGGGAAACUUUGGAUCGCCCGCAUCGUCUGCCAGAUCAGAAUUUUGGAUUGGGUCUCUACCCGGAACAAUUAAUAAUGCCAAAUCGAUGGGGAUUAUAUCUACAACCACGAAAAAGGAAUACUUAUGUUAACAGACCAUGGACUGAAAUAUUCCAUAACAACGAUAGAGGCACCUCGACUGUUCAAGCAGAUAAGGACAAGUUCCAAGUCGUCCUCGAUGUUCAACAAUUUGAACCAAACGAAAUUGACGUUAAGGUUGUCGACAAGUUUGUCAUCGUUACCGCGAAACAUGAAGAGAAGCGCGAUGAACAUGGCUGGAUUUCUCGUCAAUUUGUUAGAAAAUAUCUGAUUCCGGAACAAUGUGACAUCGAUCAAGUCACAUCGCAGUUAUCGGCAGAUGGUGUCCUUAGUAUUAACGCUCCAAGAAAGGAUCAAAAAGACGUAGAAAACGAACGAGUAAUAAAGAUAGAGCAGACUGGUAAGCCAGCAAUGCAAACGAAGCCACCAAAGCAGCAACAACAGAAGCAAACUGAAAAAGAGGAGAAUUAAAAGUUCCAUUAUUAUCAUAUUCUAUUUCUAAUGGUGAAGUUCUACCAUUUAUUAUAUUUCCUAUUUAAUAUAACAAUGGUGUAUUCAUCGUUCGAUAUAAACUAUAACGAACAACAUUGUUAUACUCUUGUUGGUGCAUUUACAUUAAUUAUUAUGUGAAUAUUAAUGAAUAACAUAAAUUAUUAAUAGCUAAUUAUGUUAAUAAGUAUUGCGAGUAAAUACUUCAUUUUCGUUUCGUGAUACGCAUUAUUUUCAUAAACAUGUGAAUGUGAUACGCAUUAUCUGCAAGUAUGUAAAGUUUAUAUAUUUUUUUUUGUUAAUAAAUUUGUAAGUAAAUAGUACUAUA